CAGAAACAAAAAACAAAAAGUAGACUUCAACUACCUUGAUUAAUAAUAUAUGGCCUGCUAUACCGGUAGAAGAAAGCAUACAUACAAUUAAUCAAUUCGUAGCCGGACUUCCCAGAGACAAAUGUAUCUUUCUAAAUCGACCUGGAGCCAGAUAUCUGAGAGUAUAAAUUCCAAAUGUUAGGAACCUUGUAAUCAAAAUCACUAAACUAAAUUCUCUCAAACUUGAUUAAACGAGAUCUUAAGCUUUCUGCAUUACUUUUGGAAAUGAAUGUUGAUUAUGGCCACCAACCUCAGCAGUCCAGGUGGUCCGGUGGCCUUUGUAGCUGCGGAGAAGAUGUUGUUACAUGUUGCAUAGCAUGUUUUCUCCCAUGCAUCACCUUCGGCCAAAUUGCUGAAACUGUGGACGAAGGACAAAGCUCUUGCGUAAACCAAGCCAUAGUCUACGGGUUGUUGUGGACGAUUCAGUGCCAUUGGUUCUACUCGUGCAUAUACAGAGAGAAAUUACGCCAAAAAUAUGGUUUGCCUGAGGAGCCUUGUUGUGAUUGUUGUGUUCAUUUCUGCUGCGAAUCAUGUGCUCUUUGCCAAGAACAUGCUGAGCUCAAAUAUAGAGGAUUCCAUCCCGCCGCAGGUUGGGUUGGGCCACCAACCGUUGCUCCACAGGUGCCUCCUUCCAUGUUCAAAUGA
Messenger RNA from Pyrus x bretschneideri (Chinese white pear), 684 nucleotides. Its product is annotated as cell number regulator 7-like. The record is from RefSeq and is a predicted model, not a curated record. Bases 265 to 684 code for a protein of 139 amino acids. The transcript is spliced from 4 exons. NCBI's taxonomy places the organism in Eukaryota, Viridiplantae, Streptophyta, Magnoliopsida, Rosales, Rosaceae.